AUGGUCACAACUGCUUCUCCGACCUCUCCUGAGACCCCCGGCGAAGCUCGAAAGACAAGUGUUCCGCUUCCGAGCAUGGCUUCACGUCUACCUUGCACCGAUUUAGCUGGCAAUUUCAUUCAUCACAAACCUCAGCACAGCAUAAAUAACUCCCACCAACCGAUUCCUUCAUUCCAACCGCAACUGAGUCCAUUGGUGGGACACGAGCAGAUGAGCCCGAACAACGCUUGGCGCCGGAGUGGCUUCUGUCUCCAGGCCUCCUCAAAUGCUUUUCACCAACCUGAUGGUUCGCCUCUGACCCUCGGCGAGCCUGGAUCUCCUCUGGCCGUGCCUGUUCCACAUGCUUCGUCAACAGUUGCUAGCUCUGCUGCACUUCGACCGGGCCUCGACAAUUUGGUGGGUCCGUCUGUUCUGGGCUUGCCAGGCUUGAACAGUUCCGAAACUCUUCUGCCCGACCACUUUUCGUCUUCUUCGCCUCCACCUCCGGCGCCACCACUGCCACCACACCAGAAAGUCUAUCCAUCCAGCCCUCUGCCGUCCAUCUUUCCUAUUUCGUCCACAGUGACCACACCCUUGGUGAGCCUAAUGUGUCGUUGUCCAUUGCAGGUUAUAUUUUUACACUUGAAUCCAUGA
Molecule: messenger RNA, 633 nt
Organism: Protopolystoma xenopodis
Lineage: Eukaryota; Metazoa; Platyhelminthes; Monogenea; Polystomatidea; Polystomatidae
Source: the annotation of a GenBank genome assembly